Messenger RNA from Cryptotermes secundus, 588 nucleotides. It is a transcript of the gene RpS13, whose product is annotated as 40S ribosomal protein S13. Gene Ontology annotation, molecular function: structural constituent of ribosome; small ribosomal subunit rRNA binding. NCBI's taxonomy places the organism in Eukaryota, Metazoa, Arthropoda, Insecta, Blattodea, Kalotermitidae. Gene Ontology annotation, cellular component: ribosome; cytosolic small ribosomal subunit; nucleolus. The transcript is spliced from 4 exons. Bases 83 to 538 code for a protein of 151 amino acids. The record is from RefSeq and is a predicted model, not a curated record. Gene Ontology annotation, biological process: translation.
AGUCACAAGUUAGAGUGUUGGCGAAACUGAGUGUAUUGGUACUAAGGAACCUCUAAGGAAGUGCGUAAAAUAAGCGUGGAAGAUGGGUCGUAUGCAUGCUCCUGGCAAGGGUAUAUCCCAGUCAGCACUUCCGUAUCGGCGAAGCGUACCAACAUGGUUGAAGUUGUCGUCAGACGACGUGAAGGAACAGAUCUUCAAGUUAGCAAAGAAGGGUCUGACUCCUUCUCAGAUAGGUGUCAUUCUUCGUGACUCCCAUGGUGUUGCACAAGUGAGAUUUGUGUCGGGAAACAAAAUCCUGCGGAUUAUGAAAGCAAUGGGUUUGGCUCCUGAUCUACCAGAGGACUUAUAUUAUUUGAUCAAGAAAGCAGUGGCAAUUCGCAAACAUCUGGAAAGGAACAGGAAGGACAAGGACUCUAAGUUCCGUUUGAUCUUGGUGGAGUCCAGGAUCCACAGGUUGGCACGCUAUUACAAGACCAAAAGUGUACUGCCACCAAAUUGGAGAUAUGAAUCCAGUACAGCCUCUGCUCUUGUGGCUUAAAUGUGUAAUCUGUUCUGCUUAUAAUGUGAAAUAAAGAAUGUUUCUUGAAA